Zea mays is the source of this 281-nucleotide messenger RNA. RefSeq lists its product as uncharacterized. Gene Ontology annotation, biological process: dTTP biosynthetic process; dTDP biosynthetic process; dUDP biosynthetic process. Lineage: Eukaryota; Viridiplantae; Streptophyta; Magnoliopsida; Poales; Poaceae. Gene Ontology annotation, cellular component: cytosol; cytoplasm; nucleus. The record is from RefSeq and is marked provisional. Gene Ontology annotation, molecular function: dTMP kinase activity; ATP binding; nucleoside diphosphate kinase activity.
AGAGCUUUGAUGGAGAGCAAGCUACUUAGUGGAACUACUCUCAUUGUAGACCGCUACUCCUAUUCGGGAGUGGCCUUUUCAGCUGCUAAGGGCCUUGACAUUGAGUGGUGCAAGGCUCCAGAAAAUGGACUUAUUGCUCCAGACCUUGUAAUAUAUCUUGAUGUACAGCCAGAGAAAGCGGCUGAAAGAGGAGGCUAUGGGGGUGAGCGAUAUGAAAAGAUAGAGUUCCAAAAGAAAGUUGCAGAGCAUUACCAUUCACUCUGUGAUUCGACAUGGAAGGU